Anopheles funestus (African malaria mosquito) is the source of this 1745-nucleotide messenger RNA. RefSeq lists its product as uncharacterized. Lineage: Eukaryota; Metazoa; Arthropoda; Insecta; Diptera; Culicidae. The record is from RefSeq and is a predicted model, not a curated record. The transcript has 7 exons. The coding region runs from base 447 to 1589 and encodes 380 amino acids.
GGGAAGGAGAUGAUGAUGGCGCGGGCUACGACACACUCAGAAGCAGCACGACAUGGGGCAAAAACACACUGGUACGGCACCAAUCGGUUGGGUAGAAUAUUUAUAAACAGGACGGAAACAUAACUAGACCACCAGUUACCAUUCGGUGAGAGUCGCAAACGGGUACACAAAUUCUAGCGUUCCCACAACAGUAUCACAGUGCAUUAUCGGUUGCGUACGGUUGGGUACACACGGCGCCUGUUUGUCUUGUCGGUUCGAGUACAUCUUAUCGGGACUGUGUCUCCUUACUACUAUAGUGUGUGUUUGGCUGGUGAAGUGUUUACGGGUGUACGGCAGUCAAAGUGAUACCGUGACGCCAGCAAGACGCCAUCGGAACAACAAUCCACCUUGCCAUCUUACAAUCAGCCAUCUCUCUGCCUGCUGUUUCUCGACAGUCGACUGCAGCAAUGAGCGAUCUGGAGCGCCGGGAUGCUAUCCCUGUACUGUACACGCGCGGCACACACUACACGGUUGGGUUUGAUGUGGGUCGUACGUUUGCCUCCAUCAUUCACAGUUUCCUAGAGAAGUCAGUUACACUCAACGAAACGUAUAUUCCUAUAUUUAACACCGAAAAAGGCCGUAAAAUCUACGUUGACACGUACGAAAACGUGAACAGAUCGUUUCCUCAAUAUAUCCGCGAGCUGCAGGGUGUUGCAGAUGGUGCUAAGGUGGACUUUUACAAGCUGUUUCUGCUACACAUAGACGAUGUUAUCGUCGGUGGACAGGAUGGUAAUAACCAACCGAUCGGUUGCUCCACCAUCUGUGUCAACGAACCGGACUGCGUCGUACUGGGACACACGGAAGAUGCACUGUCCGAGGUGCUGAAUCACUUCUACUUCGUGUCGGCCCACAUCAUCUCGGAAACGCCGGAAGGCAAACACAAGGUGGUGGAGGAACGGUUUACCUCGCUCUGCUAUGCCGGACACUUGCCCGGUUAUACGAUGAACGCGAACCAUCAUGGGCUGGUCUUUUCGAUCAAUACGCUCAGCGCUAAAACGCUGGUUGGCGGUAAAACACCACGUCACUUCAUUACGCGUGCUCUGCUAGCGGCGGAAAACUUCGUACAGGCACAGGAAAUUCUACGCGAUCAUGGCGUUGGAGCAGCAGACGGAUGUUCGAUUAAUAUGACGUUCCUAAGACAAGAGGGUGACCGAUUGUUUCAUAACGCGGAAAUGGGUCCCGCCACGAACGGUGACGAAUCGCAGCUGAACAUACUGACCGCCAGCCCCGGUGAACAUAUCAUCCACGUGAACAGUUACCAGCGCCUGCCGGUACCGGAGGUGAGCGGUCUCAUCAUCGAGUCGAGCGUGGAGCGCAUGAAAACGUUCGCCAAAUAUCCGCCGCCCAAAACAGUGGACGACGUCGUGCGGAUGCUGAGCGAUAUGACCGCCAAGGAGCAUAAGGUGUUCCGCGACCAUGGUAAAAACCAGAAGGUGAAGACGAUCUGCGUCGGUAUCAUCGACUGCAUCAAGCGCACCUGGACGCUGUACGCAGAAAAUCCGGCCUAUGUGCCACCGCUUGUUGUGCUACCGCUGAUGCUGAAGGACUAGGACAACAUUGGCGUCGUCUCUAUCCCUUCUUCACAUGCACGCGUGCGUUUUAAUUGUUUCAUUUGGUGGCAUUAUUUAUUACCCUAUAAAAGUAUAGUAAGCAAACAAAUAAAUCUGUACUCUGUGUGCGUGUGAGUACCAGUCGCAUAAUAGUAA